AUGUGCCGUGUCCAGGUCUCCGCUGUGGGCUGCAUGUCGAGCUGUGGCUGUGUGGUACCACUGGUCCAGCUGGGCUUUACUGCCUCCUCUGCCUCCUCUGGGUCCUCUGCCUCCAGCGGCUCCAGCUCUAUUAGGCAGGAAAGAUGUGGGGUUUGGAGGAGGUUUGCUUUGGACGAGGGACGCGUGGUUGUACCCAGAGGAGCGGAGUCCAAAAUGAGCUGA
Molecule: messenger RNA, 222 nt
Organism: Knipowitschia caucasica
Lineage: Eukaryota; Metazoa; Chordata; Actinopteri; Gobiiformes; Gobiidae
Source: the annotation of a GenBank genome assembly